AUGCUGUUCGGCGAGCUGCUGGACGAAGCGGCCAGCACGCGGAUGCUGAACGAGGCCUGGGAGGCCGGCAUCGACGCAUUCGACUCCGCGGAAAUGUACCCGGUACCGCAGCGCGUGGAGACGAGCGGCGAGUCGGAGCGAAUCCUCGGCCGGUGGCUCAAGACGAGACCGCGUGACCGCGCCGUCGUGUGCACGAAGAUUGCGGGUCCGGGCGGGAUGGACUGGAUCCGCGGCGGCCCCGUUUCACUGUCGCCAGCGGACAUUGCAGCGGCGAUCGAAGGGUCGCUGCAGCGCCUCGGAACGGACCACAUCGACCUCAUCCAGAUCCACUGGCCGGACCGCUACGUCCCCAUGUUCGGCGAGGUCGAGUACAGGCCGGAGUUGGCGUACACGUCGGUGUCUAUAGAGGACCAGUACGACGCGUUGACGCGCGCGGUGGACGCCGGGAAGGUCCGCUACGUCGGCCUGAGCAACGAGACGCCGUGGGGCGUCGCUCAGUGGACCCGGCUCCACGAAGACCCCCCCUCGGACACCCCCCCAAUCGUGGCUCUUCAGAACGCGUAUAAUCUGCUGUGCCGCACGCACGAGGCCGGGACCGCGGAGGCGUGCCACGCGACCGGCGUCAGCCUGCUCGCGUACAGCCCCCUCGCGAUGGGCCUGCUCUCGGGGAAGUACCUGCAGGGCGCAAUUGUCCCCCGGGGACCAAGCGGGCCGUCGGACGGCCCCGGGUUCCUCUGCGAGCACGGCGGGCGGUCGACGGACCGGCUCAACCGCUAUCGGGGGCGGUACGCGGAGGCGGAGUCGCGGUACGGCGCGCGGCGCCCGGUCGUGGAGGCGACGAGGGAGUACGUCAGGGUGGCGGGGGAGUGUGGCGUCAGUCCGACGGAGCUGGCCCUGCGCUGGGUGCUCGGGCGGCCGGGCGUCGCGGCAGCGGUGAUCGGGGCGUCGGACAACGCGCAGCUGCGAGAGCUGGUCGCGGCGGCGGAGGGCGGCCGUUUGCCUGAUGGCGUUGUGGAGCGGAUCGACGCAGUGCACCGGGCCUGGCCGAACCCGUGCCCGUAG
Messenger RNA from Pedinophyceae sp. YPF-701, 1062 nucleotides. The record is from the annotation of a GenBank genome assembly. Lineage: Eukaryota; Viridiplantae; Chlorophyta; Pedinophyceae.